Onychostoma macrolepis is the source of this 3435-nucleotide messenger RNA. It is a transcript of the gene tfe3b, whose product is annotated as transcription factor binding to IGHM enhancer 3b. Gene Ontology annotation, molecular function: protein dimerization activity; RNA polymerase II cis-regulatory region sequence-specific DNA binding; DNA-binding transcription factor activity, RNA polymerase II-specific. Gene Ontology annotation, cellular component: nucleus. The record is from RefSeq and is a predicted model, not a curated record. Gene Ontology annotation, biological process: regulation of transcription by RNA polymerase II. The transcript is spliced from 8 exons. The coding region runs from base 186 to 1625 and encodes 479 amino acids. Lineage: Eukaryota; Metazoa; Chordata; Actinopteri; Cypriniformes; Cyprinidae.
AAAUGGGAAAAGAGCUAAAGGGUGGUCGAGUGUGAUGUGGAGACAUGGGACUCAGUCUGUCAUAUCCAAAACAAGGAAAUCCUCGUGCGAGUAAUGGCGAUUCUUCUAGAAAACUCGCUUUACUUCUGCUAACACAACCAGCUUGUUAAUUCUUCUCAUACGUGGCCUGUGGAACCAGCGUAGCCAUGUCAUCUCGGGUGUUGCUACGGCAACAGUUGAUGCGGGAGCAGGCGCAGGAGCAGGAGAGGAGGGAGGCGCAGCAGCAGGCGUCUGCCGCUCAGCUCCGUCUGACAGAGUCCACUCCUGCCAUCUCCGUCACGGUGCCACCCAUGGCCACCCGCCCUCCUCCAGCUCAAGUACCGGUGGAGGUUUUGAAGGUGCAAACUCAUCUUGAAAACCCAACUAAAUACCACAUCCAGCAGGCCCAGAGGCAGCAAGUGAAGCAGUACUUGUCCACCACACUAGGAAAUAAAGUUGCCACACAAACUCUCGGUAUAUCCCCCGUUCCACAGUCAAAUUCUGCUCCGGAGAGGUGCCCUUCUGCAAGCAGUGCUCCCAACAGUCCAAUGGCACAUCUAAACCUGGGCUCCAAUAAAGAAGAGAUGGAUGAUGUAAUUGACGACAUUAUCAGCCUUGAAUCCAGCUUCAAUGAUGACAUCAUGUCACUGAUUGAUUCUGGCCUGCAACUCCCAAACACGCUACCAGGCAACCUUCUGGAUGUCUACAACAGUCCUGGCAUGACGACCCCCGCCAUCACCGUCAGCAAUUCUUGUCCAGCAGAUCUGCCUAAUAUUAAAAGAGAAUUAAUUGGUAAUGAUUUACUCAGCCCAGCUUCUGUUUUUUUCCUUUGUUUCAGUUGUUUGUUGUGUGGUAGUAAUAACAGCUGUAUAUUUUCAGACACAGAGACCAGAGCCUUCAUGAAGGAGAGGCAAAAGAAAGAUAAUCACAAUCUCAUUGAACGGCGGAGAAGAUUCAACAUAAAUGACAGAAUAAAGGAAUUAGGAGCUCUGAUACCCAAAUCCAAUGAUCCGGAGAUGCGCUUGAACAAAGGAACCAUUUUGAAGGCUUCUGUUGAUUAUAUAAGAAAACUUCAGAAAGAGCAACAGAGGGCCAAAGAGAUUGAGAUGAGGCAGAAGAAACUGGAGACAUCCAACCAGGCCCUGCUGCUUCGCAUACAGGAGUUAGAGAUGCAAGCUCGUCAUCAUGGCCUCUCCUCCGCUAUGCCUCAAGGCCUGAGCGCAGACGCUUCCUUCCUUCAGCAACAGCUACUACAAGGAAACCAGUCCAUGCAGCCUGGCUCUGGGGAAGGCCAACCUCAAAGUCACCUCAGCAUGGAUGGAGUCAUGACACAGACUUCUCCCUUCCUCACAGUACCUUCCUCCAGCUCUCCAGCUGCUGCAGCAGUAAGCGGCCCUCUCAAUCUGGAUACGUUUAGCUUUGCGGAGCUGGACGACCCUUCGGCCUCCGAUCUUUACCCUGACGUGGGUUUUAGUGACAUUCUGAUGGAUGACGGCUGCAUGAUGCACAGCGUCAGGCCUUCAGAUACACUCUUCUCCCCGAUGUCCCCAGGAGCCUCCAAGACCAGCAGCCGCAGGAGUAGCAUGAACAUGGAGGACGACUUGUGACCGAACUGACCACUAAAUGUAUGUUUCUGUGCUUUUUCUUGUGUUGGAUGCCAUGGGAUGUUUUGAAACAAAAUGAAAAUUCAUGUUGUUCCAACUCUGUAUGACUUUCUUUCUUCUGUGGAACUUGAAAGGUGAUAUUUUGAGAAAUGAACUCAGUGGUUACCAAAGCUGAUUGGUUACUGACUUUCUUCAAAAUAUCUUCUUUUGUGUUCUCCAGAAAUGCCACAUUUUUUGGUGGACCAUCCCUGGAAACACUCCAUGUCUUGUGCUGUCAUAUGUCUAUAUAUAUCAGUUCAUUUUGAAAAAAAAAUUAACUAGUAUUACACAAUUUUGUAGGCAGUCAGUGAUCCCAAAUUCAAAACACACCCAAAACAAUUAGCCUUUUUGUAGCUAAAGUUUAGGACAUUUUAGCCUUUCUAUGCAUAGCUGUGUUACUCUAAGGGUAAAUCAUGUGAUGUUUAUUAUUGUUUUAGAUAUGUGUUUUUAGACUCUGCAUUCAGAGCAUGCAAGUGCAUAUAUAUAUGAUUUUGGAGUGUGGCGUGAGUAGUCACCAAAGGGAUGUUUCCGAGUUGUUUAAUAGCAUGAACUCAUUAUUCAUAUUGUUAUUUUGAAAAUGUUCAAGCAAUAUUUCUGCAUAUAUGAGAAUUUUAUUUUUUUAACACUCUUUGCUGGCUUUACUUUCAGCCAAGUACUUGCAUAUUUACUUCUAACUGGUUUGAAAUUUCUACAUUUUAUUUGUUUGUUUACAACACUUCCUUUUAUGGUUCGUAGGUUUGACCUUCUUCAAUGUUACAUUGCUAAACAAAUGUGUGAUGGUGCAGGUGCUCAUACAUAAUUUUUGGUAACACUUUACAAUAAGGUAAAUUCGUAUCUUCAGUUAAUUCAGUAGCAUUACUUAAUACAUCAGGUAUCAUGAAAAACAUAAAAUAAUUUCUAGUUUUACUAGAAGUUAAUUUCUACAUAUACUAAUUCAUUUAAAAAAAUAUUGUAAUACAUUCUAAACAUGUAAAAUGUAAUUAUGGACGAACCAUAACGAUGUAAAGUAGUAUAUUUAUAAAUGAAUAUUUAACCUAGAUUGAUUUAUGUAUUCAUGAUACCUAACGUAUUAACUAGUGUUAAUGAAUUUUGCGUAAAGUAUUACUGAUUUUUAGGAUGAUAUAAGGAAACAAGCCACAUAAUCAUCAUGCACAAAUAGCUUUUCAGGUUUAAAAUGUUACAAGCUACCUCUGCCUAAAGUGCUUUUUUUAACCAGUAGAUCUAAAUCAGCAAUUUGUUAGAUGCAGCUAAAUACACACAUACCUGCGAAUGUAAAUGUUAUGAAAAUUAACUUACAAAUCUGUGUUGUGCUCAGAAAUAUGACAUUAAGAGUACUGCCGGUAAAAGCCAAAUGAAGUUUCCUCUCUGAUCAAACGGUGCCUUUAGCAUAAAGGAACAAAAGUCAUUUUUUUUGGUUUGUAAAUAUAGAAAAAUGAAUACAAAUGAGCCUUGAAAGGUUUAAAAGUUGUUCUCUAUUAAUACUGCAGCAAUUCAAAUGAAUGUAUAAUAUAUAAAACUAUAUAAUUCAAAGCUAAAUGCAGACUUGUAAAAUAUAUAUUUAAAAACUUGAAUGUAAAUGUGAUUAUGCAGUUUCCCUUUUUUUCUGUCAAGGCACGGAAUGGGCAUAAGUUUGAAAUUAUUUAAUUAUGUGAAGUCACACAGCAAUAAUAUUUUUUAUCAUCUCAUUUGCUGACAGUACAGUCCUUAGAAAUGAGCAUUAGUGUGUGUGUGUCAUAAGACAUAUUUCCUCUCAUUAAAACUAAAUUGCCAGUUA